Molecule: messenger RNA, 771 nt
Organism: Chlamydomonas reinhardtii
Lineage: Eukaryota; Viridiplantae; Chlorophyta; Chlorophyceae; Chlamydomonadales; Chlamydomonadaceae
Product: ribosomal protein L24
Exons: 4
Coding region: 271-720 (149 amino acids)
Biological process (GO): cytoplasmic translation
Cellular component (GO): cytosolic large ribosomal subunit
Molecular function (GO): structural constituent of ribosome; mRNA binding
Source: RefSeq, a predicted model, not a curated record
GGAAGCGUCACAGAGCGAACGCGAGGGGAGAAAUGCAGCGGGCUCCAAUGCAGUCGCUUGGCCGUCGACUACAUUUGGAGCCGUGCACAGGCUCAGCGUAGUUAAUGGGCGUGGUGUGAAUGCGGUAAAUUUACCUGCUGCGCGCUGGGCUGCGAUUUCAUGACCGAAUGAGGAGCAGCCGUACCGCGCCCGCUCCCGGCUACUCAGCGCGUCUCGCGCCCUAGACUCUCCCUCUUUACCUUAGGGCACACCUCAUCUUUAGACCAGAAGAUGGUGCUGAAGACGAACACGUGCCGCUUCAGCGGCCUGAGGAUUUACCCUGGCAAGGGCAUGAUUUUCAUCCGCACGGAUGGCCAGCACUACAUGUUCCUGAACAAGAAGUGCAAGUCCUACUACCACAACCGUCUCCGUCCCGCCAAGCUGGCGUGGACUGUGACCUACCGCAAGCAGCACAAGAAGGACCAGAUCAGCGAGGUGCAGAAGAAGAAGCGCCGGACUGCCGCUAAGUCCAACAACCGCUCCAUCGUGGGCACCUCGCUGGAGGUGAUCCAGAAGAAGCGGGCGGAGAAGCCCGAGGUCCGCCAGGCCAGCCGUGAGGCUGCCAUCCGUGAGGUUAAGGAGCGCGCCAAGAAGCAGAAGGCGGAGCGCGCCGCCGCUGCCAAGGCCGCCGCUGGUCCCCAAAAGGCUGCCCCCAAGGUCGUGGGCCGCGGCAAGCGCUAAGCAGCUUCGCAUGCUGUGAAAGUGCUUUAGAUCGUGUAACGCGCAACCCCU